CAAAAUUCAGCAUUGUAUAAAUUGAAAGGAAAAAAAAAAAGUUUAAUUAUAUUUGUGGGAAUGUGAGUUUGAAUCAGCAUUGUCCACCAAACCUAACAUGCAAAGUCUCCCUUCUUAGCUAGGGAAUACCAGUUUAAGUGUUGCAUGACUUUCAGUUGGCGAAUCCAGAAAAAUUCCUAUGGUGGAUAAGGACUCUGAUCGAUAAGCCUAAAACUAUCUUUCUCGCAAAAUUAGUGGUUGAUACUGUGCUUAUUUAAAAUGAUAUCUGUGGUUGAUUACCUUGAUUUUCUUUUUCGUUACUACAAUAUAAUGAAGGCCAAAAGGCCUAAAUGUACCACUUGUAUAAUGAUUGCCAAUUGAUCGUGUUGUUAAAAGAGAUAAAUCUAAUGACAAUAGGUCUUUUUAGUUACUAACUAACCAUUAUGAAAAAUUAGGGUUUUAUAUUUUUUUAAUCAGGAAGUGAAUGAAAUUUUAUUGGGAGAGAGGUAGUACUACUAUAUAUAUAUAUAUAUAUAUAUUUUUUUUUUCGCUGGAAAAUCAGCGAUUAACACUAGAAGGCUAGUACUUCGUCAGGUUGAAUUGACCAUUAUAUCUUUGGGAGAAAUCUUUGUCACCGACAUAAGUUAUUUAGGGCUUUUUGAGGGUUAAUUGGCUAUAAAUUUACGACGAACAUGCAUGUUAACUAAUUAUUGUUGCAUUCAGGAUCAAUUUAAGAACCAAAAAAAUUUGCAAGUAGUGCUUUGACUUUUGGCCUAGCAUUUUGCAUACCAAGUAGUGUGAUUUUGUUUCCUUGUGUUUUCAGUUUAUGAUAUUUUGGGGUCUAAAAGGUGAUGUUAUUUCACUUGUUAUAGUUUGUGAAUCAUUAUUUAAAUCAAGUUUCUCCUUUUUUCAAAAAAUAAAAAUAAAAAUCAAGUUUCUGAGUUAGAUGGGUUGGACUUGUUUCCAAGGAUGCCGAAGCCCACAGGCUUCCAUCAAGCCUGUCACUCCAUAUGGCCUUUCUAAAAGUACUUGAAAGUCAUCAUCAUUCCGGAGUGCACAGAGCACAUUACUUGACACAUUUCAUGUAACAUUCUUUCCAUUCUUUGUGAUACCAAAAAAAAAAAAAAAAAAAAAACCAAAUUGAGGGAUUAUUAUAGGAUUAUUGUACAGAGAAGAGAGAUUAUUAUGAUAUUUAUAUCCCAACAUAAAAUACAGUUCUAAUUAAUUGAUUCGAUUAGUGUACCUCAUCAUUAAUAAGUACUGUGAUAUAGUAAUAUGGAGCAUAUUUUUUGAAGAAUUACAAUAGGGGCUUAAGCCAGAGCCAGACCCGCACCGUAUGACCCGAACCAGACCUAAAAGGCCUCACAGGGCUCAAACCCUAAUCAGUAAACAGCAGGUGACCGGUCCAUCAUCUAAUCGCCUAAACCGCAGCACUCCUCGCACCGCAACGCAACUCACGUUUGCUUUCUCUUUUCUCUUUCUCUUUCUCCUCCUUCGGUACGUUCCCACCUCCCCUUCCCCCUUCUUCUCUUUUGCUCCAAAUACCAACAAAACGCUGUGACAAAUCACUCCAUUCUCUCUCACACACUCACGCACUACCCUUCUCUCUUCCCUCCGUGCGUUAUCUUGCUCUGUACUCUCCUAACAUACUACGUACAUUUUACGCGAUGCCCUGUAUUUCCCCCCCUUUUGUUUGUGCAAUUAAUUGAUCGAAAUCCGCUUGCUCAGAGUCUUUAUUAAUCGUUUUCCUCUCCUUAAUUUUGUUUUUGGCGUUCUGAUGGUGACGUCGAACAGUUCUCCGCUGCACUUUAUGCUUCCGGUGAAAAGAGACUCCAUGGGCGGAGCUGAGGUGGCUGACGCUUCUUUGACGGCGUUUAAGAAGCACAGAGCUUCCCCUUCCGCCGCCGCCGCCGCCACGACUCCGCCAGCCGCUGCCUCCGACGCCGAGGUUAGCAUGGCUGGAGGGUCUAACGGCAUCGGGAACGCAAGUAAUGGCGUUGGGAAUGGGAAUACGCCGACGCUCGUCAGUGGCACUAAUGGCGGCGACGGCAAUUCUCAGGAUAUCGAUGAGGAUCUUCAUAGUCGCCAGCUUGCCGUUUACGGCCGCGAGACUAUGCGCCGCUUGGUCGCUUCUAAUAUUUUGAUUUCCGGAAUGCAAGGCCUGGGUGCUGAAAUCGCCAAGAAUUUGAUUCUUGCCGGUGUUAAAUCGGUGACGUUGCAUGACGUGGGAAAUGUGGAGCUGUGGGACUUGUCGGGCAAUUUCAUCUUCUCCGAGGAUGAUGUAGGAAAUAACAGAGCACUUGCCUCUGUACAAAAAUUGCAAGAACUAAACAACGCUGUGACAGUUUCUGCUAUAACAACUGAUUUAACCAAAGAGCAGCUGUCAGGCUUUCAGGCUGUUGUGGUUACCGAUAUCAGCUUACAGCAGGCUAUUGAAUUUGAUGACUACUGUCGUCAACACCAGCCUCCAAUUGCUUUCAUCAAAGGUGAAGUGCGGGGUCUUUUUGGUAAUGUUUUUUGUGAUUUCGGCCCUGAAUUCACAGUCCUUGAUGUUGAUGGCGAGGAUCCUCACACUGGCAUUAUUGCAUCUGUUAGCAAUGACAAUCCUGGUCUUGUGGCUUGUGUAGAAGAUGAAAGGCUUGAGUUUCAGGAUGGAGAUCUUGUAGUCUUUUCUGAAGUGCAGGGAAUGACAGAAUUGAACGAUGGAGUACCUAGGAAAGUGAAAAAUGCGAGGCCGUACUCAUUCACCAUUGAGGAGGAUACCACCAAUUAUUCUAGAUAUAUCAAAGGUGGAAUCGUCACACAGGUUAAGGAGCCUAAAGUCCUGAAUUUUAAAUCACUUAAUGAAUCCUUGAGGGAUCCUGGUGAUUAUCUUCUCAGUGACUUCUCUAAAUUUGAUCGACCCCCUCUGCUUCACUUGGCAUUCCAAGCAUUAGAUAAGUUUAUAACAGAGUGUGGUCGCUUCCCUGUCACCGGUGUUGAGGAGGAUGCACUGAGACUCAUUUCACUUGUUGCUGAAAUUAACAAUGGCUUGAAUGAUGCUAGGCUUCAAGAGAUCGACCAAAAGCUUCUUAGGAAUUUCGCAUUUGGGGCUAGAGCUGUGUUAAACCCCAUGGCGGCAAUGUUUGGUGGUAUUAUUGGUCAAGAAGUGGUCAAAGCUUGUUCUGGAAAGUUUCACCCAAUUUUCCAGUUUUUCUAUUUCGACUCAGUCGAAUCACUCCCUACUGAACCAAUUGAUCCGGAAGAUAUGAAGCCUUUAAAUAGUCGUUAUGAUGCUCAAAUCUCAGUUUUUGGAGCUAAGCUACAAAAGAAAAUGGAGGAUGCAAAGGCAUUUGUUGUAGGAGCUGGUGCAUUGGGCUGCGAAUUUCUGAAGAAUUUAGCUCUUAUGGGGGUCUGCUGUGGUGAUUUAGGAAAGCUAACAAUAACCGAUGAUGAUGUCAUUGAAAAAAGCAAUCUUAGCAGACAGUUUCUUUUUAGGGAUUGGAACAUCGGUCAGGCCAAAUCAACUGUUGCUGCCUCUGCUGCUACUUUAAUUAAUCCUAAACUUCACAUUGAAGCUUUGCAGAAUCGUGCUAGCCCUGAAACUGAGAAUGUGUUUCAUGAUGGGUUCUGGGAGAGUUUGAGUUUGGUCAUAAAUGCCCUAGAUAAUGUGAAUGCCAGGCUUUACAUUGAUCAGAGAUGUCUGUACUUCCAGAAACCGCUUUUGGAGUCUGGAACUCUUGGUACCAAAUGCAACACACAGAUGGUAAUUCCUCAUCUAUCAGAGAACUACGGUGCUUCUAGGGACCCACCUGAAAAGCAAGCUCCCAUGUGCACAGUGCAUUCGUUCCCGCACAAUAUUGAUCAUUGCUUGACAUGGGCUCGAUCUGAGUUCGAAGGACUUCUUGAGAAAACUCCAGCUGAAGUGAAUUCAUAUCUCUCCAGUCCCUCUGAGUACAUUUCCGCCAUGAAAAAUGCUGGUGAUGCGCAGGCACGGGACAAUAUGGAACGUGUUCUAGAAUGCCUUGAUAGUGACAAAUGCGAAAGUUUUCAAGACUGUAUAACUUGGGCUCGGCUGAAGUUCGAGGACUACUUCGCUAAUCGCGUAAAGCAGUUGACAUACACCUUUCCUGAAGACUCAACGACUAGCAAUGGGGCACUUUUCUGGUCUGCUCCAAAGCGUUUUCCACACCCGGUUAAAUUCUCUGUUGAUGACUCCAGUCACCUUAACUUUGUUAUGGCUGCAUCCAUAUUAAGGGCAGAGACAUUUGGUAUCCCCAUUCCUGAUUGGGUUUUCUUCUCUUCCCAAAAAUUAGCUGAAUCCAUUGAUAAAGUGAUAGUCCCAGAUUUCCAGCCAAAGAAAGAUGCUAAAAUUGUGACGGAUGAGAAGGCUACUAGUCUUUCUACCGCUUCUGUUGAUGAUGCUGUGGUUAUCGACGGGUUGGUUAUGAAAUUGGAAUCCUGCCGACAGAAGUUACCUUCAGCAUACAAGAUGAACCCUAUUCAGUUCGAAAAGGAUGAUGAUACCAAUUAUCACAUGGAUUUGAUUGCUGGACUUGCUAACAUGAGGGCGAGAAAUUAUGGCAUUCCUGAGGUGGACAAACUCAAGGCUAAAUUUAUUGCUGGAAGAAUCAUCCCUGCAAUUGCAACUUCCACAGCAAUGGCUACUGGUCUUGUUUGCUUAGAGCUGUAUAAGGUUUUAGACGGAGGGCACAAGCUGGAGGAUUACCGAAACACAUUCGCUAACUUGGCCCUUCCAUUUGUCUCAAUUGCUGAGCCAGUCCCGCCAAAAGUUAUCAAGCACCAAGAUAUGAGUUGGACCGUCUGGGAUAGGUGGAUUAUCAAAAACAAUCCAUCACUGCGAGAAUUACUUCAAUGGCUUCAAGACCGACGGCUUAAUGCUUAUAGCAUUUCCUAUGGAAGUUGCUUGCUGUACAACAGCAUGUUCCCGAGGCACAAAGAGCGCAUGGAUAAGAAGAUGGUUGAUCUGGCAAGGGAAGUAGCCAAGGCAGAACUGCCACCAUACCGGCGUCACUUUGAUGUGGUUGUGGCUUGUGAAGAUGAAGAAGACAAUGAUAUUGAUAUACCCCAGAUUUCCAUAUACUUCAGAUAGUAUAAUCUGGUAUAAAAAGCAGAGUUAUUUGCAGCAUGUCUAAAACGGACUCAAUUUUCUCUAUCAUCGCUAUACUGUAGUUUUUUUAGAGUCUGGUUUUGAUUAGGAUGACAAAGGUUCUGGGUUCAUUUUCAACAGCUAACUGAAUGUAAGUAGCUGAAAGUAGGAUUUUCCAGUUCAUUGACAUAUCAUAUUCAAUCAUUUUUUUUUUCUUUUAAUUGCCUUUUUCCUUUCCAUCUUUUGGAGUAUUAUAUUCUAGUUUGAGGCUGUUAUCAAACAUAGGCAGGUAGCACAGGAUGCCGUGAAACUGGAUGAACACAGAAAGCUUUAUUUUUUUGGCAGUGACUUUUUCCAACAAAUAAUUUUGCGGAAAAAAUUAUGUAUAUAUGUAUUUCGGUUUCCAAAACAACUGAGAUUUACUGUUCACAUAGAGAAUCUGUGCAUAAGCUACUAUCUAUCAAAUUCCUACUAUUUCCAAAAAUUACUGCUCUUUCGGUCCUCAAGCCAUUUUUAACUCUUAUUAUGACCAAGAAGAAACUUUUACCAGUGGAACUUCCUUCCAUUGCAACACCAAUUGGUUCUCAUUCCCCAGACUUACAACCUUGUAUGAACUCCCUCUUUGAUUUACAAUCUGUUGGGCCUCAAUCAAGCUCUCUCUGCUCAUUCUCUGCCCUUCCAGCCCAGGCAUUUGCUGUCCUUCUUUGGUAGCUUUCCACUGCUGGAACCAAGAUUUGGAGGAGACAUAAGGUGAUACGAACAAACUCUCCAUGGCUAUCCUUGCUUCCGGCAAAUAAACAGGGAAAUCGCUUUCCAUGGAUUCAAACAAGGCUUGAAAGUGUUUGAACCGAUUGUUGAAGAAAGAAGAAUAUUCAGGACAAGCUGCUGAGCUGUAGAAGUGCUCCCCUGCUUCUCCAUCACCAAAGGUUAUGAUUCCCCUGUUUCCACCACAAGAAUAUGGCAACAAAUCCUUGGCUACAUUCAAAAACUCAGCCACCAGAUUUCGACCUCUCUGCCUUCCCAUGUGAGGAAGCCCGACCAUCAAGUUGAAGGCUAACCACUCACUUGUUCCUCUUUUCUUCAUCCUUUUGAUCUCACUCACUAAAUCAUCCAAUCCCAUCUCCUCAACGAUCAAACUGAUUCCAAACACGCUGGCGUGUUGGCGCAAUCGCCUUUUUGUAUCUUCAAAGUUCCACUGGGAGGGAUCAUCAUCCUCAGACCUCACAGAUGUAAUCGUUAAUGAUCCAGCCUUCCUGUCCCUGCUCAUUGCUUCAAUGAGAGGCGGCCAUUGGAUUCCUUCGCCCAUGUCGAAAUCCACUAUAUGAACCGAUUCAACACAAGCAGGCAUGGCUUGUAGGAUGGCUGAAUUAGCGGUGAAAUGAGCAAACCUUCCAUAAGGGUACCAUUGAUAGAAGGCCUGGAAAGCCGGUUCCAGGUUUUUGCCAGAUUGUUGCCUGAGGUAGCUAAAGUUUCCUUGUGUUUCCCUUGAUUGGAACAGGUUGAAAGCAACCCUUUCCAUGGGUUCACCCAAUGGGUUGAUCACUUCAUUGACCCGCCUGAUAAUCACUUCUGUUAGCUCCUGAUGACAGUUCUGUACCGCUUCUCCAUAAGCCCAUAACAGAUGACUGAGCACUGAUAACUGUUGGUUUUCCAUUUCCGGGGCGGCGUUUUGGUAGCUGAUCUGUUGUUGUUCCGCCGGAGACAUUAUUUGAGGUGUCCAAGACUCCGAUUCACUGGUCAGCUGAGAUGAAACGUUUCCAUCGCAAUCGCUAUCUUCCAUCAAGAUCUCCAUGGCUUGAUUUUCAUCGAUGAAAUAAGGGAGAUCAUCAACCAGGUGGGUAUGGCUAUCAGGAGAAGCAGACAUGGAAGCCAAAUAUGAAUCAAAGGAAAUUCCCGAGGAAGAAUCCUCAUCCAUGGAGAUAAUAUCCAGGGGAAGACAAGGAAAACUAUAAACUCCUGUGUUAAGGUAAUCAAGACUGCUGGUUUUGUAAAUUGGCCAAGAGGGCUGAAAAGAUGUUGUUUCCAUAUUGUUAUUGUUAUUGUCUUUUGUUCCCCUUCAAGCUUCCUCUCUUCCUCUUGUUUUUAGCUUGCUUUGUGUAGUGAUUUUGAAGAAGAGGAAAUGGUUUGGGAAUGAGUUUUACUAAGCAUACAAAUUUAUAUAAAAAGUGGAAGGAAAUGAGUGGAUGGUGAUGUGCAUAUUAGCAGACAAGAUUAGUAGUUAAAAUCUCAAAAUAUUCAUUACACGUACGCAAAAUUAGUGUUAACCAGAAUACUUAAUUGACUCUAUUUGUGGGGGAAUUUGUGUCGUUUUAUUUGGUUGGAUGCAGUCCAAUCGAGAGGUCGAUGAUGAGC
This is a messenger RNA of Oldenlandia corymbosa var. corymbosa, 7420 nucleotides long. The record is from the annotation of a GenBank genome assembly. Lineage: Eukaryota; Viridiplantae; Streptophyta; Magnoliopsida; Gentianales; Rubiaceae.